This is a messenger RNA of Oncorhynchus keta (chum salmon), 4170 nucleotides long. Its product is annotated as cytoplasmic polyadenylation element-binding protein 2-like. The coding region runs from base 460 to 2322 and encodes 620 amino acids. Gene Ontology annotation, biological process: negative regulation of cytoplasmic translation. Gene Ontology annotation, molecular function: translation factor activity, RNA binding; mRNA regulatory element binding translation repressor activity; mRNA 3'-UTR binding. Gene Ontology annotation, cellular component: nucleus; neuron projection; synapse. The transcript has 11 exons. The record is from RefSeq and is a predicted model, not a curated record. Lineage: Eukaryota; Metazoa; Chordata; Actinopteri; Salmoniformes; Salmonidae.
AGCCUGUGGGGGUGACAACCGAACAACGAACCCCGCCAACAGAGGAAAAGUAGUACAGAAAAAACAAACACAGUCAAUAAAGCCGGGAAACAGCAACCAAAUGAAACCAACAACCAGCUGGGAGCCCUCACUUCCAACUACAACCACCUGAACCAGAAUCCAGAUUUUGGUCAAGAUCAUUUUUGCCCUACACAGUCUAUAUUUGACCUUCAGCACGACUGGAAAAUAUAUCAGCUAGCUGAGUUUGGAUGCACUGAGUCGCCCCUACCCCAAGGAAAAUUCAGUCACCUGCCGCUGAGGCAGCCUUUCACCGCUCAAGUCUCCACCAAACCCGCGUGCAGCACAGACUCCAGCCCCGGACGAAUCAGCGGCUCGCCAGUGGGGGAGGUUGAAGCCGAUGUGGAGACUGUCGCGUCGCCAUCGCCCACUUCCGUAAAUCCAAACAAGGUUCAGAUACAAAUGGACUCCCUCAUCACCCACCAUAUAAAUAACGGCAAUGGCAGUGGCACCGGCAAUAUGUUGGCCGGAAGUCUCGGGGGCGGUUUUCCAAACCUCCAGAACCAAGAGAUGCAGAACCCGAGUGGUGGCUCAGCUUCACCUCCACUCCAUGGAUUCGGAACCCCGUGGUCGGUUCAGACCAGCUCUCCACCACCCGUCUCCAACUCGGCCAACCCUAUCCACCACGCAAACGCGAUUAAUCAGAUGGCUCAUACCGAGCCAGACAACAGCUUUUAUCCCGGUAUCCCCUCCUCCAUCAACCCAGCCUUCUUCCAGAGUUUUUCUCCGGGCUCGGCUAAUCCGUGCCCCGGCAUUAACGUGCAGGGCUUCACCAGUCCGUUCUCGCACCAGAUCAACGCCCCUCAGCAGACGCAGCAGAGCCGCCGGUCCCCAGUCAGCCCCCAGAUGCACCCCCAGCACCAUCAUAAGCACCAGCAAGGCGUCUUCCUGCAGCAGAGGAACAACUACAACCACCACCACCAGCCCAUGGUGAAGCAAUCUCCCUGGGGGGGCAGUCACCAGGGGAGUGGUUGGAGCUCUGGUGGUAUGUCCUGGGGUCGGGACCACCGUCGUGGUGGAGGCAUGGGAAUCCCGGGCUCUGUCAGCCAGGUCUCCCCCAUGAAAAAACCCUUCUCCAGUAACGUCAUCGCACCGCCCAAGUUCCCCCGUUCCGCCGGCCCCAUGGGCCCCAAGGCCUGGAUUGAGGAGAACAUGUUCCGAACAGACAGUAACAGUAACACGCUUAUGCCUCUCCAGGAUCGAUCUAGAAUGUACGACAGUCUAAACAUGCACUCACUGGAAAGCUCUCUGAUUGACAUCAUGCGGGCGGAGCAGGAUCCAAUGAAGGGCCGUGUGGGAUGCCCUCACCCCGGAGCCGACGGCCUGCUCAUGCUCAAUGCAAGGAGCUAUGGGAGACGUCGAGGCCGCUCGUCCCUGUUCCCAAUUGAAGACAGCCUCCUUGAUGACGGGCACGGUAACCAGGGAGUCCCAGGGCUUGACACCAACUGUUACCCCCACCCAAACGGGGAGCGCAUUGAGCGUUUCUCCCGCAAAGUGUUUGUGGGCGGCCUUCCCCCUGACAUAGAUGAAGAUGAGAUCACCAACAGUUUCCGUCGCUUUGGCCACCUGGUGGUGGACUGGCCACACAAGGCUGAGAGCAAAUCCUACUUCCCCCCGAAAGGUUACGCCUUCCUGCUGUUCCAGGAGGAGAGCUCAGUGCAGGCUCUGAUCGAGGCCUGCAUGGAGGAGGACGGCAAGCUCUACCUCUGUGUCUCCAGCCCCACCAUCAAAGACAAGCCUGUCCAGAUUCGUCCAUGGAACUUGAGUGACAGUGACUUUGUGAUGGACGGCUCUCAGGCUUUGGAUCCUCGAAAGACCAUCUUCGUAGGAGGCGUUCCACGCCCUCUCAGAGCAGUGGAGUUGGCCAUGAUUAUGGACCGUCUCUAUGGGGGGGUCUGCUACGCUGGCAUCGACACUGAUCCAGAGCUCAAGUACCCAAAAGGGGCGGGGCGCGUGGCCUUCUCCAAUCAGCAGAGUUACAUCGCUGCUAUCAGCGCCAGAUUCGUCCAGCUGCAACAUGGAGACAUUGACAAGCGGGUGGAGGUGAAGCCCUAUGUUCUGGAUGACCAGCUUUGUGAUGAGUGCCAGGGGGCGCGUUGUGGGGGGAAGUUUGCCCCUUUCUUCUGCGCCAACGUGACCUGCCUGCAGUACUACUGUGAGUUCUGCUGGGCUAACAUCCACUCCCGCGCCGGCCGAGAGUUCCACAAGCCGCUGGUCAAAGAGGGGGCUGACCGCCCAAGGCAAAUUCACUUCCGCUGGAACUGAAGAGAAACGCGAUCACAUGUCACUAUGGAGACAUGGUCAGAAGCAACAGUUAAUUGAAGAGAGACAUCGCCAGGCAGGAAAAAGUGUCAUCGCCCUGCUUCUUACCGUAAGCUAUCAGUGUAGAGUACAUAACAGUAUACAAUAUAUCUAUCUUUUGUAGCAGCCAAACAUUACAAGCCUCAGUUUUUCACCAAUCCCCCCCCCCCUUUCACAUCUCAGGCUCUAACAACUUUUUUUGUGGUACCUUCAUGUUUUUUAAGAGGAUAUUUAAAAAGAGAUAGAUGUUUUGUAGUUUUUCAAAUUAUUUUUAUAUGUGAGAUUUAACGUAGAUAUGAGAAUGUCUUUGCAUGGGGGUAGCCUGUCUGUCUGUCUGUCUGUCUGUCUGUCUGUCUGUCUGUCUGUCUGUCUGUCUGUCUGUCUGUCUGUCUGUCUGUCUGUCUGUCUGUCUGUCUGUCUUGUCUGUCUUGUCUGUCUUGUCUGUCUGUCUGUCUGUCUGUCUGUCUGUCUGUCUGUCUGUCUGUCUGUCUGUCUGUCUGUCUGCUAGCCACCCCAUAGUGGGUGUAGCGUGCCCUUGUUUCUGGGAAAACCUUGAUUCUAUAAUCUGGACGCCUGCCCCAGGUCAUUUACCAAAGGUAGCAAAAUGAUAGGAAGCGUAACAGGGAUAUACACUUCUGCCACAAAACAAACUUUAAUUGUUCAUUGUUGCUAUGUUCUCUUUUUCCUUAUUGGGGAAGAGGUACAAAAAUUAUAGGGUUAUCUUUGCUCUCAUUUUGACCUGAAAAAAUACAACUAUAAAUAUGAAUCUGGUUUGUAUUAACUCUACUUAACAUUUUGAAUCACAAGCUAUAUUAGAAGCUUUGCUGCUAUACAUAAUAUAUGAAUAGAUGUAUAGGUGUUAUAUAUUAACAGCAUCUGUAAACCGUAAUCUUGGAUAGACUUAACCAACAGAUACAGGAUAGACUUAACCAACACAUGAAGGAUAGACUUAACCAACACAUGAAGGAUAGACUUAACCAACACAUACAGGAUAGACUUAACCAACACAUACAGGAUAGACUUAACCAUCACAUACAGGAUAGACUUAACCAACACAUGAAGGAUAGACUUAACCAACACAUACAGGAUAGACUUAACCAUCACAUACAGGAUAGACUUAACCAACACAUACAGGAUAGACUUAACCAUCACAUACAGGAUAGACUUAACCAACACAUACAGGAUAGACUUAACCAACACAUACAGGAUAGACUUAACCAACACAUACAGGAUAGACUUAACCAACACAUACAGGAUAGACUUAACCAUCACAUACAGGAUAGACUUAACCAACACAUACAGGAUAGACUUAACCAUCACAUACAGGAUAGACUUAACCAACACAUGAAGGAUAGACUUAACCAACACAUACAGGAUAGACUUAACCAACACAUACAGGAUAGACUUAACCAACACAUACAGGAUAGACUUAACCAACACAUACAGGAUAGACUUAACCAACACAUACAGGAUAGACUUAACCAACACAUGAAGGAUAGACUUAACCAACACAUACAGGAUAGACUUAACCAACACAUGCAGGAUAGACUUAACCAACACAUACAGGAUAGACUUAACCAACACAUACAGGAUAGACUUAACCAACACAUACAGGAUAGACUUAACCAACACAUACAGGAUAGACUUAACCAACACAUACAGGAUAGACUUAACCAACACAUACAGGAUAGACUUAACCAACACAUACAGGAUAGACUUAACCAACACAUACAGGAUAGACUUAACCAACACAUACAGGAUAGACUUAACCAUCACAUACAGGAUAGACUUAACCAACACAUACAGGAUAGA